AUGUAUGUGAAAUGGUUUGAUACAGGAAUGUUAUACUAUGUGAUUUUACUGUAUUUAGUGAAUGUCACUUUUUGACAUUUUCAAAUUUCCGCCGUUCCGUCCCCCGUAUGUCCCGACGCUCGCAGGGGACGGAACCCAGAUGACAGAUGCCGGCAUACCGCCGGAUUAUGUUGCCGGGGACACUGCAGGGGGACAUCGCGGGAGCGCAGGACAAGGUAAGUGCAGAAGAGAUCCCGGAGCAACGCUGCAGUGUAUUCCCGAGUGUAGCUGGGGGGGGGGGGUUACCGCUUGUGGUGCUGAAACUUUACCCCGAGCUACACUCGGGAAUACCACCAGGGAGGUUAAGUAACUCAAAUGGCAUGUUUUGACCUC
Molecule: messenger RNA, 372 nt
Organism: Staurois parvus
Lineage: Eukaryota; Metazoa; Chordata; Amphibia; Anura; Ranidae
Source: the annotation of a GenBank genome assembly